CUUCAAAGAAUGGCGGACACCAUAAAAUGCAACGCCGUGGUAGUGGAAGGAUUUUUGGCCGGAAAAGACACGAGAAUCAUUCAAAGAAUCAGCCUAAAAGUGAACGUUCAUUCCAUAGACAGAAUGUACGACUGUUUGCAACACCAAUAUUAAUUCUAUUCGCCAUAAUACGGUCCGUUGCAGCCCAGUUAUGGCUAGUUUUAGUCGUGCUUGUGUGCAAAAGUCGUAAAUCCAUUUCGUACAAAUGUGAGAAAGCUUCGAAGAGAAAAUGUUUAGAUGAGGAAAAGGCUUUCAUGAUGUCGUAUUCAGAAUCAGGGAAGAUAAGAACUACUCUUGGGCCUGGUGAACCUUCAUUGUCGAAGCAGAAACACCACCAUAGAAAAGCUUUUGAAUAUAUUUCCAAAGCUUUGAAAAUUGAUGAAGAAGAUGCAGGCCGUAAGGAGUUAGCAAUAGAAUUCUACAGGAAAGGUAUCACUGAACUUGAAAAAGGUAUUUCGGUUGAUGUUAACGGCCAAGGAGAUGCCUGGGACCGUGCCAAACGGUUGAAAGAUAAAAUGUCAACUAACCUUGUUAUGGCCAAAGACCGCCUGGAAGUUCUGGAAAAUUUAUUGAAAGUGUCUGGCACAGAUGGCAUGGAUCGAGAAAAUUGUGACAUGAAAGGCAAACCGAUGACACCGCAACUGAAAAGAAAACAUGAUAACAGCCACAUCAUUAGCCCUAUACAUCACCCCAGUAUAUAUUCAUGUUCAUCAUCAUCAUCAUCAUUGCCUCAUCCAGUUGCAACAAAACCAUUAAAGCCAUCCAAAAAUCAAUUACUAGUGCAUAAAAGCAACACGUUACCUCGAACUAGAAGUACAUCAACUUCAACCCUGCGAGAAAGUCCUACUUUAUCACCUAAAAAACAGGUUCACAAACGACAGUUAUCACAACCUGAUAUGAAAAGCUCUCCGAAAAAAGAAAAGCAGUUACCUGCUAGUUUUAAAAACGUUGACAAAAAAUUGGCUAACCUCAUAUUAAAUGAGAUUGUUGAUUCGGGCCCACCGGUUGCAUUUAAUGAUGUUGCUGGACAACAAAUUGCUAAACAAGCCCUGCAAGAAAUUGUUAUUCUACCUUCCCUGCGACCUGAGCUUUUUACUGGAUUGAGGGCACCUGCGAGAGGAUUAUUACUCUUUGGCCCCCCAGGAAAUGGUAAAACCAUGCUGGCCAAAGCCGUAGCAAAUGAAUCAAAUGCUACAUUCUUCAAUAUUAGUGCUGCCAGUUUAACUUCCAAAUAUGUUGGAGAAGGAGAAAAAUUAGUCCGCGCCCUCUUUGCUGUCGCCAGGGAACUACAGCCUGCUGUGAUUUUUAUGGAUGAAAUCGACUCCUUACUUUGUGAAAGGAGAGAAGGAGAGAAUGAAGCUAGUCGUCGCUUAAAAACAGAAUUCCUGAUAGAAUUUGAUGGGCUUGCUUGGAUCAGCAGUGAUUUAAUCAAUCAAUCAAUAAAUAUGGAGAAAUGUAUGUUUGUCUCUACUAUUUUUGAAGAACUAAAGCUAUUAAUCACGGUGCUUUUGUUUUGUUUCAGUCGCUUUGCUAAGCGUGUUUAUGUCACAAUGCCUGAAAAUAUAACUCGAAGACAAAUGCUUGUACAUUUGUUAGCUAAACACGGUAAUCCUCUAACAAAUUUAGAAAUGGAAGGCCUUGCUAGGUUAACUGACGGAUAUUCUGGAAGUGACCUUACUGCUUUGGCACGUGAUGCUGCUUUAGGACCAAUAAGAGAACUUUCUCCAUCAGAAGUCAAGUGUUUAGAUGCCAGUAAGGUUCGGAGAAUUCAAAUGAUCGAUUUUCUGGAGUCAUUAAAAAAGAUCCGAAGGAGUGUACCACCUGAGAGUCUUGAAAAAUACGACAAAUGGAACCAACACUAUGGAGAUAUUACAACAUAAUAAUAACAAUAAUAAUAAUGAUAACUAAUAAUAAUAAUAUGUUAAUGCUGUGUGUUUUAAGUGGAAAUCUUUCUUUACUUUGCCAGAACUUUUUGGCUAAACAUUAAUUUUGCCCAACAAUUAAAACACUCUGGACACUGCCUGUUGAUAUCAAGUUAUAUAUAUAUAUAUAUAUAUAUAUAUACAUACAUACAUAUGUAUGUGUGUGUAUAUAUACAUAUAUAUACACAUGUAUGUAUGUGUAUGUAUACGUGUAUAUUAUAUGUGUGUAUGUAUGUAUGUAUAUAUAUAUAUAUAUAUAUACAUACAUACACAUGUAUGUAUGUAUGUGUGCAAUAUAUAUAUAUAUAUAAUAUAUACAUACACAUACAUGUCUGCAAACACUCAUACACUAAUAUAUCUUCUCUAUUGGAUGAACAAGUAUAUUUAUUUGCAUAUGGUUGUAUAUCAAAAAACAUUGUUUUGACAUGUACAUAUUUCGGCAUUUAGUAUACUGCAUAUGUAUGUGUGUAUGUAUGUAUGUACGUAUGUGUAAAAAUAAUUAUAUUAACUGAUUAAUAAUUAGACCUCUAAGGAGGUGCAUUAAAAAAAAGCAUGUUUGUGUGCAUGCGUAUGCAUGUGUGUAUAUCUUAUACAGUCGGCGUCAAAGAUUGUCUGAAGAGUAAAUGCCACGCAUUGCAAUUAUAUUGUUUAAAUGGAUUUCUGUUUGAUGGUUAGAUGAGUGACAAAAUGGUUAGUGUAUGUAGAAUUAUGGAGAGUUUAUGGACCAAUUAUAUAUGCAAACACUGUUUUCAUUGCAAUAAUCUAAAUGGUUAAAACUUGGUUAAAAGUCACCGGGUACCUUUUUCAUGUUUGUCUCCUUCUGAGACAAGAGAAAGGAAAUCUAACGACAGUCUUUUUAUUUUGUAUAGUUUUCUUUUUCAAGUUCAUUUCCUUCCCGCCUUUUUUUAAAUUUAUUUUUAAAAUUUUCUAAAAUUUUUUGAUUAAAAAAUUUUUUUUUCAGUUCUGGACAACUAGUCCUAAUGUAAAUACUUUUGUUAUCUUUUGUUUUUAAACUGUUUCCCCCUACCCUCCACCACAAAUUCUUGUUUCUGAAACCGAUGUUGCUGUUACAGCUGUUAUCUAAGCACCAGGCAAAAACUUUUAUUUUCUGGGAGAAAACAAAAACAAAAAAAAAAAUAAAAGAAAAAAAUAAAUAAAAGAAAAUUUUAAAAAAAAGGAGUAAAAGAAGAAACCUCAACAGAAACUAAGAGACAAACAAACAGUCACCAAUGAUUUAAAUGUGGUAAAAAAAUUUCUUUGGGGUAGGAGAAAAAAAAAGGAAAACAAAUGCUUUCUUGUAUUUUACAGUUGUUCUCGGUGGUGCAAGAAUGUUAUUUUGGCCUUUAUUAAUUUUUCUUUGAGUGUGUUGUGUGUGUGUGUGUGGGUGUGUGUGUAUAGGUAUGUUGAUGCAAGUAGGAAAAAUAGAACUAAAAACAUGAGUAUGUGUGUAUGUAUAUAUAUUUAUUAAUAUUUAGCAGAAGUAACAGAGUGACUCAAGGUCCAAGAGCUUUGUAUGUCGGUACUUACCAAAAAUUAAAAAAAAAAUAUUUCAUUUAUUUGAUAAGUGGCAGUUUACAAACUCUCAGACCGUGAGUCACACUGUUACUUCUGCUAAAUAUUAAUAUAUAUUUUAUAUAUAUAUAUAUAUAUAUAUAUAUACACACACACACACACAUGCACACAAAGUAUGUUGUGUGUGUGAGUAUGUGUGUGCAUGUGUAUGUAUGUUGAUGCAGUAUGCCAUGUUCACGUUUGCAGUAUGAAUUUGCUGGUGUUUGUGCACAUAUAUAUUGUAUAUAUGUAUGCAUGUAGUAUGUUGUGUGUGUGUGUGUGUAUGAGAUGUGUUAAACUUCAAGUCAUCCCUGAUGAAGCAGACCAAUGAUAAAGACAUUCCAGCUGUGACCAUUCCACCUUUGUAAAGGUAACUAGGACUAAACCAUCAAAGGAUGUGAUUUGGAGGAGAUUUGGCUGUUUUUUUCUCUGGUGUAAUUUGAGGGAGCUUUGGCUGUUUUGGUUCAACGAUAAAGAAAGUGGACUGUCUUGUUGUAUACAAUGUGUCGUAUGUUGCAUGUAUAUAGGUGUGUGUGUGUAUAUAUGUGUGUGUGUGUAUAUAUGUACAUGUGUGAAUAUGUAUGCAUGCAAUUAUGUGUGUUUGUAUGUAUAUAUGUAUGCCUGUAUUUAUGAGUGAGUACACAUGGAUGCAUAUAUGUAUGUGUUUCUGUGUAUGUAGAAGUAUAUGUUUGUAUGUAUGUAUGCAUGUAUGCAAAUUAAGUAUCUCAUAUUGCAUAUCAAUAUUUUCUCCUUUUGAAAGGAAAAUAUGACGAGUUUGUAAUUUAUGAUCCACAAAAAUAGGUCAGCAAUUAAAAUAUGUCAAAAGUGAUUAAUAUA
Messenger RNA from Octopus bimaculoides (California two-spot octopus), 4349 nucleotides. Its product is annotated as spastin. Gene Ontology annotation, cellular component: microtubule cytoskeleton. Gene Ontology annotation, molecular function: ATP binding; ATP hydrolysis activity. The record is from RefSeq and is a predicted model, not a curated record. NCBI's taxonomy places the organism in Eukaryota, Metazoa, Mollusca, Cephalopoda, Octopoda, Octopodidae.